This is a messenger RNA of Diachasma alloeum, 1588 nucleotides long. RefSeq names its product JNK1/MAPK8-associated membrane protein. Lineage: Eukaryota; Metazoa; Arthropoda; Insecta; Hymenoptera; Braconidae. Gene Ontology annotation, biological process: response to unfolded protein. Gene Ontology annotation, molecular function: ubiquitin protein ligase binding. Bases 599 to 1507 code for a protein of 302 amino acids. The transcript is spliced from 4 exons. The record is from RefSeq and is a predicted model, not a curated record. Gene Ontology annotation, cellular component: membrane.
AUUUGUUUGGUGUUUGGGGGUGUUUGGAAUUUUUUGGGGGUUUGGGGGUGUCAGGAGAGAGUCAGGGACAUUUCCCGAACUGAACUCAUCGAUUUUUCUUGGAAGCUUCAGGCAAUGGUGGGGAUUUUUGGGGCUGUCUGGAGAAACUUUUCAUCUGGGGAUCUCCAAUGGCAUCAAACUUUUUUUUGGGAUAAAAAAAUUUCCCUUUUGGGAGCUAAAUACGUAUGGUAGUGUCGAAUAACCAAUAGGUUGAUCAUCUCAGGACACGCUUGCAGUGUUCAGCAUGAGAUUUUUCAAUCUUGAUAAUUCUCAACUUUUAAUUCUCAGCUUUUUUAUGAUUAAACGAGACUUGUUCGAGAACAUGUUUUUUUUUACAGGAAAAGGAGGAAUAUUAAUUUUUUACAGACGUUAAACGACUCCAAUGAAUCAAUUAAUCGAGAACUCAAUCUAUUUUUUCUUCUCUCAGUUACAAAACACGUUUGAAAACCAGUUUUUUUUCUCUUAUUGUAAAACUCAAGUGAAUUAAAUUGAACUUAUCUAAAAAUCAAGAAAGUUUUUUCUCCAAUCCCCCCAGAAUCACCGAAAAAUCCACUGAAAAAUGAAUCUUCUGGAAAAAUGCCCUGGUCUCUACUGUGGCCGCGAGCUCCUGGAGGAUGGCAACUGGACGGAGUGCGGGGCAUGUCCCAGGGGUUUCAGGACCAACGAGUCCUCCAUCUGCGUCCCCUGUGAGGACGCCCCCAUGUUCUACGACUGGCUUUACCUGGGAUUCAUGGCUCUUUUAGCUCUGGUCCUCCACUGGUUCUGCAUCGACAUGGUCGCCAUGAGGAGGAACAUCCCCAAGGAGGUCAUCGCCCUGCACGUGUCUGCACUGGUGGAGAUCGUGGGGGCCUCCUUGAUCACUCUCCAAGUGACUGAGCCCAUCGGGUCCUUCGGGAUCCAAUCCUGCAGGAUUAAACGGCUGUCUGAUUGGUACACCUUGCUCCAUAAUCCUAGCCCGAAUUAUGAGAGCUCUUUGCAUUGCACUCAGGAAGCUGUUUACCCAUUAUAUACAAUGGUUUUCGUAUUUUAUUCGUUGGGAGUUUUGCUGAUGCUCCUGGUGAGGCCUCCAAUAGCUAAAAAAUUCCUCCCCAAGCAGGGGAAAUUUUCAAUCUACGCUGCAUUGUACUUCUUCCCCAUAUUGGCACUACUUCAUGCAGUUGGGGGUGGAUUAAUUUAUUAUUCGUUUCCAUACAUCACCAUCAUUCUCUCAGUCUUAUCGAAUGCAGCCCACUUUGCGUUUAAAUUAAACCAGACGAUGAAAUCGCUGUUACUCAGCUCCGUCUCGGAUAUCAAGAAUGUGGUCGUUAUCCUUGGACACUGGCUCCUUCAUGGAUACGGAGUUAUCGCUGUUGCAACACUGAGGGGUGUUAAUAUCCACCCUGCCAUGCUCAUAUUGGUACCUUUACCAGCGUUAUUCUAUAUACUUACUGCCAGAUUCACGGAUCCACAUAAACUCCAUAUAGAGUAAUUUUUUCCAUUUCUUUUCUGUAAUUUAUUGUAAAUAUGAAGAGGGGAGAGACUUUAGAGAAUAAAAAUUGUUAUAAAAUUA